Messenger RNA from Nematocida parisii ERTm1, 198 nucleotides. RefSeq lists its product as uncharacterized. The record is from RefSeq and is a predicted model, not a curated record. The transcript has a single exon. Lineage: Eukaryota; Fungi; Microsporidia. Bases 1 to 198 code for a protein of 65 amino acids.
AUGCAAACACAUACGUACUCCAUCAGUACAUUACUAGAUCGGUCUAAAACCAUCAGGAUGUUCAAUAAUAACAGUACGGCCGAGGAGAGAGGUAAAAACAUAGGUGUAAUGGUUAUGUGCUUUACAGUUUUAUCAAUAUUUAUUAUUUUAUCUAUUUUUUCCAUAUUCUACCAGCGUAAGCAUAGACUAAUCAUUUAA